Messenger RNA from Castor canadensis (American beaver), 1188 nucleotides. It is a transcript of the gene Taf12, whose product is annotated as TATA-box binding protein associated factor 12. Gene Ontology annotation, biological process: DNA-templated transcription initiation; RNA polymerase II preinitiation complex assembly. Gene Ontology annotation, cellular component: SAGA complex; transcription factor TFIID complex. NCBI's taxonomy places the organism in Eukaryota, Metazoa, Chordata, Mammalia, Rodentia, Castoridae. The record is from RefSeq and is a predicted model, not a curated record. Gene Ontology annotation, molecular function: protein heterodimerization activity; DNA binding; TBP-class protein binding.
CGGAAGUACUCGGGGAGGGCCGCGCAGUCGGACCGGCUGCUGAGACGAAAGCUUCACUGGGGCAGUCUCCGCAUAUCAUGGGGAGAUAGACGCUGCUGCCUGUAGCUUUUGAAAAUGGCUGCCUCUCAGUUCACCGGGCUCACAGCUGUUGCUGAUGUAAUUAAAGAUCUAGACACUCAGAUAGCUUCCAUUGGCCUUGGUCCUCACAGCUCCAAAAAGAAACAGGAUCUUGAUAAGCUCUAUGAGCUGAAGUCCAAAGCUCGACAGAUUAUGAACCAGUUUGGCCCCUCAGCCCUAAUCAACCUCUCCAAUUUCUCAUCCAUAAAACCGGAACCAGCCAGCACCCCUCCACAAGUCUCCAUGGCCAAUAGCACUACAGUGGUAAAGAUACCAGGCACUCCUGGGACAGGGGGUCGUCUUAGCCCUGAAAACAAUCAGGUAUUGACCAAGAAGAAAUUACAGGACUUAGUAAGAGAAGUGGACCCUAAUGAGCAACUGGAUGAAGAUGUGGAGGAGAUGCUGCUGCAGAUUGCUGACGAUUUUAUUGAAAGCGUAGUGACAGCCGCCUGCCAGCUUGCUCGGCAUCGCAAGUCCAGCACCCUGGAAGUGAAAGAUGUCCAGCUACAUCUAGAGCGACAGUGGAACAUGUGGAUUCCAGGAUUCGGCUCUGAAGAAAUCCGACCGUACAAAAAAGCUUGCACUACAGAAGCUCAUAAACAGAGAAUGGCAUUGAUCCGGAAAACAACCAAGAAAUAACACACGGAAAGGUCAGGAAAUGGACAACAAUGUAUUUGGAGAUACUUGAGCUGAGACCUCAGCCAUCUCAUUCUUGGAAUUUUUUUUUAAAUGCUUUACAGAGAAGCAUAUAUUUUUUAUUAACAGUGCAGCAAUAUCUAUAAUGACUGAGAUGAUCUGCCAAAAGAAUAAAGCCUCCUACCCUACUUCUGGUCCCUUUUCCCUGCCGUCUCAACGAGGAGCAUUAUAUCUUCCAGAGAAGAUUUUAUUUGUGGUUUAUUAUAAGUGAUUGAAUAUGGGACAAAGCAUCAUGGUCUUGGGUGAGACAGUAUUAGCAGGAUUUGUAGAGGGUUUUGUUUCCUCCUCUUUUCCCGUGUUCCCUGUACUUUGUAAUGUCAGUGUUUAUAUGAACAUGAAUUUGAUUUGCUUUUCCAGAAUAAAGAAGUUAUUAAU